Pyricularia pennisetigena is the source of this 1461-nucleotide messenger RNA. RefSeq lists its product as uncharacterized. The coding region runs from base 1 to 1461 and encodes 486 amino acids. The record is from RefSeq and is a predicted model, not a curated record. The transcript is spliced from 2 exons. NCBI's taxonomy places the organism in Eukaryota, Fungi, Ascomycota, Sordariomycetes, Magnaporthales, Pyriculariaceae.
AUGUUAAUUCUGCGUGUGCCCACCACUCCUGUCCACCUCAACUCCCACUCGUGUGCUUCUUGGGAUCCUACAUCACCAACUAUUCGCAUCCCCCAUCCAAUCUGGUAUCUAACUCGUGAGCAAAAAGAGACGAGCGCUUCGCAACACCAUCGUGGAAAACCCCACGAAAACAGUACCACCAAUAACCAUCCCACAAUCUCAAUUGACCAACAUAUAUUCUCAAGACAAGCUGCACAAUCGCCUGUGCUCCUGGAAACCCACGACUACCGCAUAUCGCAGAUUCUAGCAACAGUCUUAAAGAUGACCACUGCAGGCCCGGCCGCGCCCAGCGCCGCGAUACAGACGAACCCCCACCCCUCCACAGUGACACCUUUUGCUGAGUCAUCAACGAGGACCACAAUCACUGGCGGGGACAAGGCCAAAUCAAACGGCUCGAGAGGCGAAGAUGCAGCGCAAAAGAAGAAACGCAGCCUCUUUGGUCUAGGCAGCAAAAAAACCGUCGAAGAACCCCUCAGGACGCCUCCUCCCACCUCGAAUGCGACAUCAGUUCCUGGACCAGUUCCCGUCACGCCGCGGGAGUCCCCGUCCCGGACGACCACCGGAUCGCCUGCGCCCGCGCGGGGCCUGUCCAACUCGCCAGGCCUGUCUCCUCGUCUCGGCUCGCCCGCAGGCUCCAUGAUCUUUGAGCGUGACGUUCAGGAGACGGCGGUUGCCUUGCCAACCUCGCCAGCGAUCCCUUCGCACAUUGCGACCGAAGAUUUGAUCCCUCCGGUGCUUGAUGCCUCGUCAGAGGCGAUCACAGAUGACCGUAUCGACCCGGAUAGUGUUGAGAUUGUGACGCACACCUCGCACCAGCCCGCCGCCCUUGCCGUGACAGGCGCCGCAGUCAAUUCGGCGACGCAGUCGAUGUCGUCGUUGCACAACACAGUUGAGGGGUCGUGGGCCGAUCAGCUUGCAAGCUUUGAGCAUGACCGCAGUGGCGGCGGGGACGGGGCGAGCAAUUACGGAUCCCUCGACGCAUCCGACGUGCGGAGGCUGUCAUUUAUCUCGUUUGCCGACGUUGUUCAGGCUGAGCACGGUCAUGCUGCUGCCACUUCGCGGGACAGCAUACAUUUGCCUGCGGGCCUGACGAGUCUCAACACCCUGGCGGCCCGAUCGCCCUCACCGGUCAGGUCGCCUGUUUCGUCGCAAGGUGGCGGGCCGGCGGCGUCGUCGCCACCGACGUCCAAAUCUGGGAGCAUCAGGGGCAUGGACGCAUCGCCAUCGCGUAAGCCGCUGGUGGGUCUCAAUGCAGCCGCUGCUCUGGGUCCGAACAGUCCUCCGCUGAGCACCGCAACGUCACAUGUCGAGGGCGAUCUCAAGAUCGAGACAAUGUCACAAGCUUUGCGUCGGACCGGCAGCGCGGACCUCGGUGGAGUAAUGAGUUUCCCGACCAGCCCAAUUGAGGGUCCUUUGCGCUAG